Molecule: messenger RNA, 537 nt
Organism: Hydatigera taeniaeformis
Lineage: Eukaryota; Metazoa; Platyhelminthes; Cestoda; Cyclophyllidea; Taeniidae
Source: the annotation of a GenBank genome assembly
UCAAGAAGUCCAGCUAAUCCACUUCACGUCAUUUCGGACUUGAAACUAGACCUUGACAGUGUGUGGACCCCAGCGUACUACGGAGAUGAGGAGGAAUUUCCUAAGGAUGAAAAAGCAGAGGAUAUCAGUAAGGAUUGGGUCAUCUUCUCCACGAAGAAUAAUCGCCUCCUUUUGAAGAAGGGUCUACACGGAAAGGCCUAUCCUAUAAGCGGUCAAUACAAGGUCGAUAUUAAUAACCAUAAUUACAAAGGAAAUAUGCUUUCUGAGUUAAUUGAGACCGUGGUGAUGGGGGAACGUGGCGCAGGUGGGGCAAAGCAGUGUAAGUGCCCCUCCUUGACUUACCGCAAGGACCUGAGGUGUUUCGCAUGGUCAAGCGAAAUUGCACCACUUAAUAAAAAGAAUGGCAGCAGCGCUGUUGAGAAGGGUGUAUUCGGUGAGGUGACACGAAGAAGCUAUUACCAAGAGGUAUUUCACUAUUUCAAUGAGGCUAAGCCUAGUCCAUUUCCCAAACGCUACAAAUUACUUGAGUUUAAUUAA